Morchella sextelata is the source of this 648-nucleotide messenger RNA. RefSeq lists its product as uncharacterized. Lineage: Eukaryota; Fungi; Ascomycota; Pezizomycetes; Pezizales; Morchellaceae. The record is from RefSeq and is a predicted model, not a curated record. Gene Ontology annotation, molecular function: gamma-glutamylcyclotransferase activity; glutathione specific gamma-glutamylcyclotransferase activity. Gene Ontology annotation, biological process: glutathione catabolic process. The coding region runs from base 1 to 648 and encodes 215 amino acids. The transcript is spliced from 10 exons. Gene Ontology annotation, cellular component: cytoplasm.
AUGGGAGUCUCAUUUGGAAACCGCCUCCGCAUUACGGUAGACCGGAGGAUUCCUGGCUACAUUAGAGGCUACGUGAGGCGCUUUUGGCAGGCGAGGUUGGCCAAGGCUGACCGGCUUCUUCUAUCCAGUGAAGAUCACAGGGGUACUCCAGAAGCUCCCGGUCGAGUCGUAACGUUGAUCUCCAGAUCGGCCUGGGAGAAAUUGAAUGAUCAUCACGAAGCCGACGAUAUUGUAUGGGGAGUAGCAUACAGGAUCGAAAAAUCCAAGGUGGAAGAAGUAAAAAAAUACCUUGACAUCCGCGAAAUUAACGGCUACUCCAUUCACACCGUCCCAGUGCAUCAAGCAGACCCCACCCUCCCCCCAAUCAUCACAACCGUCUACAUCGGCACCCCCGACAACCCACAAUUCGUCAAAGAUAUCCCAUCUGCCGAAGAUCUUGCUAGGCAUAUCUUCAAUUCUCGUGGACCCUCGGGCGAGAAUAGAGAGUACCUGCUACAUCUGCAUAAUGCUAUCAUAGAGCUGCAUCCAGGGUCGAGAGAUAACCACAUAGCAGAACUUGCAGAAAUUGUGAACAUGCUGAUAGUGAAGGAUGGGAGAGGAUUCUCUGACCCGAGGAGUACGGAUGAGCAGGAAGAGGUGGAGAGUUGA